Molecule: messenger RNA, 1689 nt
Organism: Macrosiphum euphorbiae (potato aphid)
Lineage: Eukaryota; Metazoa; Arthropoda; Insecta; Hemiptera; Aphididae
Source: the annotation of a GenBank genome assembly
AUGGAAUAUAAUGGCUAUACAUACGAUAAUAAUGGCAAAAGAAAAGGAAUCACUUAUUAUAAAUGUGCCAAGUCAAACAAUGUUUGUUGCCCUGGUACAGCGAAAAAAAAUGUGGAUGGUUCAAUUGUGGAAAUUAAACCCCACCUACCCACGCAUAUAAGAUCCAUGAAUGAAAAUGGUAAUCUGAUGAAGAUAUUCAAAAAUAUAUUAAAGAAUAGAGCUAAAAAUGAAAAUGUAUCAUUGAAAUCCAUAUACGAUGAAGAAUCGCGAAGGCAUACUGUAGCCGCUGCUUUAUAUCCAUGGUCAAGUGCUGAGAGCAUAAUGCGUUUUGCUAGAAGAUCUUCGUUACCAACUCUCCCACAAUCACUUCAAGAUUUGGCCACACAGUUUGAUGAUGGAAGUUUAAAUAGAUUUACUUGUUGCGAUAUAAUCCUAUUUCAGGGAUGUAUAACUGAUACUGAUGGAAAGAAAAGUGUUAUAUUUGCUUGUCGUCAAUUGAUAAAUCAUGUUUUGGCAAAUAAUAUUACCGAAAUUCAUGCAGACUCAACUUUUAAAGUUGUUCCUGUCAAUAUGGGAAAACAAUUACUGAGCAUUCAUUGCAUGAUUGAAAAUUAUUCCAUCCCAAUAGUAUAUGCAUUGAUGGAAACCAAAAGCAGGAACUCAUAUCAAUGUAUAGUAAAUUUUAUGAAAACCAAUUUAUUUCCGGGACUUAGACCUCGAAUUAUAGUCACUGAUUAUGAAAGUGCACUACGGGACACAUUGCUGACUCUAGGUACAGAAGAAACUAGGGCAAUAGGAUGUUGGUUCCACCAUAAUCAGGCAGUUUGGAAGAAAAUGAAAUCCCUGCAUUACCUUAAUUUGGUCAAUUCGAACACUUUGGCGUUAAAGUCUUUAAAAAUGCUUAUGUCUUUACCUCUUCUCCCAGCCGCAAACAUUGAAGAAGGUUUUAUUCUUAUAAAAUCAUUUGCCAUACACCAUGGUGUUCCUAUGAACAAUCUUUUCAAUUAUUAUCAAAGGUAUUGGAUACAGCGUGUUGGCCCGAAUGUAUUAUCAGUAAAUGGCACUCCACGGAGGACCAACAAUAACAUAGAGAGCUUCCAUAAUGCUCUUAGAUAUAAGUUCUCGGUUACUCAUCCGAGCUUGUGGGUUUUUCUUAGUGAACUUUGUGGACUAAGUAAAAACUACCACAAUAUUGUAAGGCAAUUAGAUAACGGGUUACAGCCAACAAGAAAUUUAAAAUCAAAAUUUCUGAUCAAUUCAAAACGAAUAAAAUUGGCUGUUGAACAACAUGAUGCAGGAAUAAUUAGUAGCUGGCAGUUUUUGGUAAAGUGUUCGCAUUCUUCCACAACAUAUGAAGAAAGGCUAAGGCGUUGGGCAUUGGACAUUGAAGUCCAAGAUAUACUGCAAGAUCAAGAAUGUGAACACGAACAAGAGCAUGAACCAGAAGAACAAGAACAAGAAGAACAAGAACAAGAACACAGACAAGAUAUACAAGUUCAAACAAACUCAACUUGCUUGACUUGUAUGAUAGUAACUGCUGGAAAUAAUGUUCCACAGUACAUUGCUUUACCAUGUGGACACGCAUGGAUAUGUGAAACAUGUGUCUCGAUGUUAAACGAACAAUACCCAAAACGUUGUCCAAUAUGUCGUGCUGAUUGUGACACAUAUCAAAGAAUUUUUUAUGGUUGA